CGCCGUCAUCUGUGACAGCCGGGUGCCCACUGCGCAUGCACGAGAAGCGCUGCACUUUGUCCUUAGUCUCUUGGUCAUCCCCUGUACUGUCUGCAGUCUCUGGUCAUCCCCUGUACUGUCUGCAGUCUCUGGUCAUCCCCUGUACUGUCUGCACUCUCUGGUCAUCCCCUGUACUGUCUGCAGCAGUCUCUGGUCAUCCCCUGUACUGUCUGCAGUCUCUGGUCAUCUCCUGUACUGUCUGCAGUCUCUGGUCAUCCCCUGUACUGUCUGCAGUCUCUGGUCAUCCCCUGUACUAUCUGCAGUCUCUGGUCAUCCCCUGAACCAUCUGCAGU
Molecule: messenger RNA, 332 nt
Organism: Staurois parvus
Lineage: Eukaryota; Metazoa; Chordata; Amphibia; Anura; Ranidae
Source: the annotation of a GenBank genome assembly